AGACUGUCAGGCCGGUUAGAACUAGCGAGGUGAGCUACCAGAGUUGCUUAAUUAACCACUUUGCCCAAGGGUAACGAUGGUGGGGGUGGUCGAUGACGAUUUUAGUCACGCUGAUAGCGAUGGAAAAUUCCAAAGUACUAAUAGAAACCCUGCGCCCAUGGUUCAUGGAUGGGGAAAGAUGGAGGUUCAUAUCCGAGGUCUCCGAUCCGCCCACUGUACCCAAAGAUCGAGCUCUGGUGGAGGAAAAGAGCGUCUCGAUCCAAGGUCUGCCAUGCCGAAAUUGCCCACUUGCCGCCCGUGACCCCCUUAAUUCAUGCCUCAUUCCCAAGGCAUUUUAUUCCAGCCGAAGGAGAAUGUUACGGAGUCCGGGAAUAAUACAUCCCCAUCAACUCGAGACAAUCCCCUCAAAUCUCCUUCGCAUACCGGGACUCCGUACGAGUCGUAAUAUCCCCAUAGCACGGGAGAUCGAUCGAUUUCUCGAUCCGUGGUCCAUGCCCUCGAUGCAUCGCUCUCCUAUUAGAGUCAUUCCAAGUUGGGCUUCACCGUCUACUGUUAGCGAAGUUUGUCUACCCAGACCCCAAUUGUUGGUCGUGGAUCCAUCGAACCUGUAGCACACGAGCAUCAUCAGGGCUCCGGGUGUUGAAUUCACGGCAUUAAGACCACCACUAUCUAUCCCAUGAACCUGGAAUCCGCUGUGAU
Messenger RNA from Aspergillus sclerotioniger CBS 115572, 699 nucleotides. RefSeq lists its product as uncharacterized. Lineage: Eukaryota; Fungi; Ascomycota; Eurotiomycetes; Eurotiales; Aspergillaceae. Bases 93 to 611 code for a protein of 172 amino acids. The record is from RefSeq and is a predicted model, not a curated record. The transcript has a single exon.